Messenger RNA from Danio rerio (zebrafish), 1045 nucleotides. It is a transcript of the gene lyplal1, whose product is annotated as lysophospholipase like 1. Lineage: Eukaryota; Metazoa; Chordata; Actinopteri; Cypriniformes; Danionidae. The record is from RefSeq and is marked validated. Gene Ontology annotation, molecular function: hydrolase activity; palmitoyl-(protein) hydrolase activity.
GAUAAACAUGGCUGCGGUUAAACUCCAGAAGAGUGUUGUGAGCCAGGCUGGGAAACACACAGCUUCUGUUAUCUUUCUUCACGGCUCAGGAGACACAGGGCCAGGCCUGCGCAGCUGGGUUUUGGAUGUUUUAGGUCAAAACUUGGCAUUUGAAAACAUCCGGGUGAUUUAUCCCACAGCCCCACUCAGGCCGUACACACCCAUGCGAGGGGCGCCGUCUCAUGUGUGGUUUGAUCGUCACAAGAUUUCUCAGCAUUGCCCCGAGCACUUGGAGUCGAUAGAUUCCAUGUGUGAUCAUUUAGGUGACAUUGUGCAGGAUGAGCUCCGAGCCGGGAUCCCAAAACACAGGAUGGUUAUUGGUGGUUUCUCCAUGGGUGGAGCCAUGGCGCUUCAUCUGGUCUGCAGGCACCAUCAGGACAUUGCUGGCAUCUUCUGUCUGUCCAGCUUCCUUAACAAAGACUCAGCGGUAUAUCAGGCAGUAGAAAAUGCACAGCGCCCCCUACCUGAGCUCCUGCAGUGUCACGGCACAUCAGACGAGCUGGUUUUCCAUGACUGGGGCGAGAAGACGAACACGCUGCUGAAAAAAGCUGGACUCAAUGCAUCUUUCCAUUCCUUCCCAGACCUCAACCAUCAGUUGUGUCGACAAGAACUGGAGUUGCUUCGCUCCUGGAUCCUGAAUAAGCUUUCCAUUUAAAGAGUCCUUAAUUCUGGACAAUGACCACUGAACCACCGUGCCACCUUCAUGGAGCUUUUGAUCCAUUUAAAAAAAAGUCUCAGUCACACUUGCAUGGUUUAAAACAAAAUGUCCACAUGAAAAUGCAAAAAGGCCCCAUGAAGUGCUGUCAAGGUCAUGCCAAAGCAACAGAUGGCGCUAUACUCCUAACCGUAAAGUCACGUUGGCCAAUCAAAAGCUUCAAAAAAUAGAUAUUAUUUAUAUUUUUGAUUUCGGUUGGCUGUCAACAUGACGUAUGUCUGUUUGGAGUUCGGGAAAUCGCUGCACAUAAUCUGAUGUCAUACAAAAUAAAUGAAGGUAGAACCAGACCAA